Sporothrix brasiliensis 5110 is the source of this 747-nucleotide messenger RNA. RefSeq names its product oxidoreductase, short-chain dehydrogenase/reductase family. The coding region runs from base 1 to 747 and encodes 248 amino acids. NCBI's taxonomy places the organism in Eukaryota, Fungi, Ascomycota, Sordariomycetes, Ophiostomatales, Ophiostomataceae. The transcript is spliced from 2 exons. The record is from RefSeq and is a predicted model, not a curated record.
AUGCCUCUCUUGCCACACGCCAGCGCAUCACAGGUGGUGAUUGUCACAGGGGGUUCCCGCGGCUUCGGCGCUGCCAUUGUGAAACGGUUUACGCGCGAAGGCUGCAAAGUUAUUGUACUCGACCUAGAGGCGGGCGACGAGCACAACAAUUUGCACUACCAAAAAGCAGACGUGACGAUACGGGCGUCCUGGGAAGAGGCAUUGGUCUUUGCUGAGACGACCUACGGCCGCCUCGACAUCGUUGUCAACAAUGCGGGAAUCGCAUUUGACAACGCACUCAUCCACACAAAGACAAUGCAGGAGUACGACAAGACGUUUGACGUCAACGUGCGGCCCGUCUUUUUGAGCGCUCAAGCCAUCGCUCCGUUCAUGCUCCAACAAGGCCACGGCGCCUUUGUCAACAUCACCAGCACCGGUUUUACUCGCCCGCGCGCGGGAUUCGCUAUUUACAAUGCGUCCAAGGCGGCGGUGGCCAUUGCCACCAAGACCAUGGCAUUGGAGUACGCGCCGACGAUUCGUUUCAAUGGCAUUGCCCCCUCGGUGGGCAACACGGCUAUGCUGCAGGCCAGCCUGGGCGAGAACGAAACAGAGUGCGCCGAGAAACUUGAAAAAUUGAUGGCCCUGCUGCCGAUGCAGCGACUGUGCGGACCGGACGACGUGGCCAACGCAGCGUGGUUUUUGGCCUCCGAAGAGAGCUCGUUUAUCACGGGGACGAUUUUAGACGUAGACGGUGGACGGGGGGUGUAA